ACGCAGAAGGGACCGCCGCUGGCGGUUGAGCCGCCAGUUUUGGUCUCCUUGUGCUGCCCCUUGCGCAGGUUUCCUCCUCAUCGUUCCACUUCCUUUCUUUUGUUGUACCGGGUCGCCGUAUACAAAGAUCACGGUGAUCCGGUGUACGUGGUGGGCUACUCUAACAGCAUUCCGUAUGGUGACAGAGCAAGGCUUCAUUGUCGAUCACUCUGCGCAUGUUAUCUACUGAGAGCAAGCUCAAUCUCGGCAUUUUCUAGGUGUUCUCAUCAUGGAUGCGGUUGUGUUUGCAGACGAUGCGAGCGAACAGGAGAAAAUUGAAAGUUUGAAGGCUAUUGAAGGUUAUCUGCAGAAAGGACUCGGCAAUACGAAAGUCAUUGACGUUUACGAUGAAACCAGCCAAAGUUACGAAAAGAAUCUGAACGUGGCUAACUACAAAGGACCGCAAGGAUUGGCAAACGCUAUGGAAGAAUUGUUUCCAAACAACAGACACAAAAUAAAGAUUUUGGAUGCUGCUUCCGGUACUGGACUUUCUGGAGAGGCGUUGUAUAAAGCUGGAUUUACCAACCUCGAUGGUGUGGAUGCCUCAGAGAAGAUGUUGGAUUUAGCGAAAUCGAAAAACAUUUACCAGAGACUGAUCUGUGAAUACCUGGGAGAAAAUAAACUACGUACUCACGUAAACGAUCGUAUCUAUGAUGUGGUGACUAUGUGUGGAGGAGUUGGACAAAAUCAUACUCCUUGGUGUGCUUUUGAAGAACUCGCCUCUGUAGUAAAACCAGGUGGUCUGUUUGUUCUAGUGACACGAGAUGAGCAUUUCGAUUGUGUGGACCAGCAGGGUAAUACUGGAAGGCGCAUGUUCCGAAAACUGGCUGACGAGGGGAAAUGGAAACUGGAGUCAAAGAAAACUUUACCUGACUACAUAUAUGGUGAAGAAGGAGUUAUAGUAGUGCUCAGAAUUCUAUAAAUAUAAAUAAAUAGUUUACACGUCUUUUGUUUAUAUACUCAGUUUAAUUAGGAAAAGUCAAGUCGAAAUACUAUACAGACGAUUUAUUGUUUCUAAUGCAUUAUGGAUUUAAAAAAAUUGAAAUCUG
This is a messenger RNA of Gigantopelta aegis, 1088 nucleotides long. RefSeq lists its product as uncharacterized. Bases 269 to 961 code for a protein of 230 amino acids. The transcript has 5 exons. Lineage: Eukaryota; Metazoa; Mollusca; Gastropoda; Neomphalida; Peltospiridae. The record is from RefSeq and is a predicted model, not a curated record.